AUGUCGGUCAUUCCAUUUAUCCUCGCUGGCCAGUUCGAAGAGGUCGGCAAGGCCUUUAGCGAGGCUGUAAAGCCUGACUUUGAAGUUGUCUACUUUACAACCUCUCCUCAGACCGCCCUAACGGAUAUUCCCCUUGUUCUCAAAGGCGAGAUCCCAACGCCCUCCUCUAAGGUCGGGUCCGGGAACUUAGCCAACGGCUCCCCUAAGGCCAUCGUUGUCGGCGCCCAGGCGUAUGAUGACACCUGGAUCGAGGCCGCCCGCCAGGAGUUGCAUGCUGCUGGCAAGAAGGUUCCUAUCCUUAAGCCUGAUGUUACGGGUGCUCAGGGAGGCGGUGUUGGAGCCGGAAGCCAGGGUGAUAGGGCUCAGGCUGCCGCGGAGAGAGUCGCCACCGCGUUGAGGAAGCUGGAGGCCGAGGGAAAGUUGGAGGGGAGUGAUGACGGGGUCUAUAUUUACUAG
Annulohypoxylon truncatum is the source of this 456-nucleotide messenger RNA. RefSeq lists its product as uncharacterized. Bases 1 to 456 code for a protein of 151 amino acids. The record is from RefSeq and is a predicted model, not a curated record. NCBI's taxonomy places the organism in Eukaryota, Fungi, Ascomycota, Sordariomycetes, Xylariales, Hypoxylaceae. The transcript has 2 exons.